GUCGCUGCGAUGCCGGCCGCUGGGAAGGCACAGUGGACCACAUAUGCGGUGGCGCUGCUCGUCCAGGGCGUCCCCAGCGUGACCGCCUUGGUGGUGCAGGUUGGCGAUGGCGUCCACCGCGACAUCUUCCAGCACAGCGCCUCGCGCACGACCGCCCACGCGCAGGUUGCGCCGCUCGACGGCGUCCUCGUGGACAUCGGCGCUACGGAGUGCCCUGCCGGGUACAGGGUCAUGACCGAGACCGAGUGUUCCCAUGGCGUUCACGUCAACGGGGCGGAUAUCACGACUUAUAGCCACAGCGGCUGCUACCAUGACAACGGUGGUUGGCCGGCGCAGGGCUGCUUUCUUAACGCCGGGAGUUCUACAGCAACGGUUGGCUGGUUGUACUACAGCACCUGCACUGAAUACAGCGCUUUGUCCAAGAACAACGCCUACGGCAUCUGUACGGCGAUUACGCCGCCCACAGCGAGCCCCACGCCCAGCCCCACGGCCAGCCCGACGCCGUAUCCGACG
Molecule: messenger RNA, 513 nt
Organism: Prorocentrum cordatum
Lineage: Eukaryota; Dinophyceae; Prorocentrales; Prorocentraceae
Source: the annotation of a GenBank genome assembly